AUGACUUGGUUUGUUUUUUCUACUGAGAACCUGCUGUGCAAGUGUGUCUGCAUCACUGUCACACUAUGGUGGACUCAUCUCUUGAUCUUUGUCAUUGUGCCAGCUGUUCUUGGAGUUUCCUUUGGCAUGCGCUCAUUUUACAUGAGAUUACUUCUAAACGUAUUCAAGUGGGCAACCCUACGGAUUGAAAUUGGAGCAAAGGAAAAGAAUGAGGAACUGUACAAACCAUAUUGUAAAGGUAUAAUAGCAAAGGAGCCAACGGUGUCCCUGAAGCAUGAGAUGCAAGAGCUCAGGAGCUCUGCCAGCUCAGAGUUUAAGUUGGCAGACAUUCUGUAUUUUAGUCGCAGAGGAGUAGAGAGCAUCGUGGAUGAUGAAGUGACCAAGUGCUUCUCAGCUCAGGAAUUAGAGAGCUGGAAUCUGCUGACUCGAAGCAACUACAAUUUCCGACACAUCAGUGUGAGACUGACGGUGCUGUGGGGGCUAGGGGUCCUGCUCAGAUAUGGCAUCAUGCUGCCUCUCAGGGUAGUGUUGGCUAUUACUGGAAUCAUCCUGCUGAUAGUUUUGACAACACUAGUGGGAUUUUUACCAGAAGGACAACUUCGUUCUAGGCUAAGUGAGAAGGUUCAUUUGAUGUGUUAUCGCAUUUUUGUAAGAGCUCUGACAGCAAUUAUUACCUAUCAUAACCAGGAGAAUAAACCCAGGAAUGGUGGGAUCUGUGUGGCUAAUCACACUACUCCAAUCGAUGUCAUAAUCCUGGCCAAUGAUGGUUGCUACUCAUUGGUUGGGCAGGUGCACGGAGGUUUAAUGGGAAUACUGCAAAAAGCCAUGGUUAAAGCUUCCUCACACAUCUGGUUUGAAAGAUCAGAAGCCAAAGACAGACAUCUAGUGGCCAAAAGACUUGGUGACCAUGUUGUAGACAAAAACAAACUGCCUAUUCUCAUAUUUCCUGAAGGGACUUGCAUAAAUAAUACAUCAGUGAUGAUGUUCAAAAAAGGGAGCUUUGAGGUUGGCUGCACCAUAUAUCCAGUGGCCAUCAAGUAUGACCCUCGCUUUGGGGAUGCUUUCUGGAACAGUAGUAAAUUUGGUAUUGUGAAUUACCUGCUUAGGAUGAUGAGCAGCUGGGCUAUUGUUUGCAGUGUUUGGUACUUGCCUCCUAUGAACAGGGAGGGAGGUGAAAGCGCUGUAGAGUUUGCCAACAGAGUGAAGUCAGCCAUUGCUUCACAGGGUGGUCUAGUAGAUCUUGUAUGGGAUGGAGGAUUAAAACGGGCAAAAGUAAAGGAUGAUUUCAAAAAAGAGCAACAAAAGCUUUACAGCAAAGUUCUUGUGGGUGACCAGGACAUGAGUGAGCAAUACAGAAAGACACUUUCAGAGGAGAAACUGUCAGAAAAGGAAACUUGA
Messenger RNA from Boleophthalmus pectinirostris (great blue-spotted mudskipper), 1398 nucleotides. RefSeq names its product glycerol-3-phosphate acyltransferase 4-like. The record is from RefSeq and is a predicted model, not a curated record. Gene Ontology annotation, cellular component: endoplasmic reticulum. Gene Ontology annotation, molecular function: glycerol-3-phosphate O-acyltransferase activity. Bases 1 to 1398 code for a protein of 465 amino acids. Gene Ontology annotation, biological process: triglyceride biosynthetic process. Lineage: Eukaryota; Metazoa; Chordata; Actinopteri; Gobiiformes; Gobiidae. The transcript is spliced from 12 exons.